AACAAGGAGAUACUAAGUUUCCAUUUUUUUUUGUUCUUUCUUAUUCGUCUCUCCUUUCUUUUGCUAAGCCACGACUUAAUUCCUUUUUCUUCUGUUUGUGCAAGGCAAACUCUGAGAAAAGAUAGAGAAGACGCCAAUGGAGGAUUACUCAGAAGAAGAGGCUGAAGAAUACAACACGUCUGAGGUAGAUUGGGGAGAAGAAGCUGACCAGGAUUGUUGGGACGAUGGAGAUGACCACACUGAAGGUCAUUGGUGUGCAGACUCUGUUCCAGAGUAUGUCCCAAACGAUGAACAAGAAUACCCAGAGGUGGAACCAGAAUCAAUGGACCAGUAUUCAACUUGCUAUGGUCCCAAAUCCCAACUCAUCUAUGAGGAUAGUUCUGAAGGGAAAUAUUAUUCUCAAGCGUGUCCUAGAAGAGAAAAGACCACCGUGGCUGCACCAUCAAGAUCUUAUCAUGGGAGUCUAUCAAGACAUGCUCACAGCACGCCAUGGAACUACAAUGGAGAUCAGUUUUAUCAGAAUCGCUUGGCUGCACCAUCUAUACAUUUUUCUGGUCAUAAGCAAGGACCAAUUGCAUAUCUAAGGUGGGAGGACGACAUGGAGCAAUGGUUUAUAGCUUGGAGAAUUCCAGAGAAGCUAAAGCUAACUUAUGCGAAGGAUACCUUAACCGGAGAGGCAUACAAUUGGUGGAGUCAGCUAGAUGCUGAUAGGAUCUAUUUCAAUGGUCCGGCUUUUACUUGGAAAGAGGUUAAGAUGCUCAUGUAUAGUGAGUUUGUGAAGAAGGCAAAAUACAUUCAGAAGGUGUCCACAAGGAGAUUAAUAAAGCACCAAGUCUUGCAACCCACAGUUCAGAGAGAAGUUGUUUCCCAAAGACAAAGUUCAAGGCCAGUGCAUCCACCUCAAGUCAAACGAAACCAAGGUGAGCACUCUAACUCUUUAAAACCAUCUGAGGUUAUUUGUUAUAGGUGUCAAGGCAAGGGCCAUCUAGCAAAGGAGUGUCCCACAAAACGAGUUGUGAAGUCAGUAGUAUCUGAAGCAAAAGAAACAAACUUGGAGGUAAGUGAUUCCGAUACUAGAAUUGAUGAUUCCUUUUCUAGAAUGGAUAAACAUAUUGAUGAUCUUAUCAACUUGAUUAAAGCUAGAUCUACUUCUGUUUCUAGUAAUUCCAUGACUGUCUUAACACACUUGUCUAGCGCCCAAAAGGUUGAAAGUAUUUCAGGUACUAACAUAGAAAUCAAGGAACAAGAGCCCAACCUUGCUGCGCAAUCAAGUCCAACACUUGAUAAGGUGAUUUCUGAACUUAAAGUGAAUAAUCUUACUUAUCAAAACACUGGUAUGAUGCACUUGCACUCUGUCCAGAAUGUUGAUGAAGGUCUAGGUAAUGAGGAGACACGUACAGAAGCUAAACAACAAGAGAAUAAUGAGCAAUCUACCCUAGAGACCUCUACACCAGCUGAUCAAGCUUUAGAGGUAGUAAAUACCAAAGCUGAAUCAAUGCAAGAUAACCAGGUACAAUGGAGAAGCAUCCAGAACCAAACUCACAACCUUACACCCAAGCAGUGGUCAAUGGAGAAACCAAUUGUGAAAUAGGAGAUUUCGAAAAGGAGACCACGAUCCUUCCAAGGGAAAUCAUAGACCGACCAUGGAAAGGGGGCAUAGCUUCCCUACUGAUCAAAGAAGAACCACCAGAUGGACAAUGCAUCACAAAACCGUGCAUAUACCAAGGUAAGACCCUAGCCUCCCAAAUUAGAAUGAAACCUAACUUGCUCUAUCUUGGUGCAGGUAAAUUGGUUUUGAGGACAAAACCUUUUGAAGAGGGAGGGAAUGAUGAGG
Brassica napus (rape) is the source of this 1834-nucleotide messenger RNA. RefSeq lists its product as uncharacterized. Gene Ontology annotation, molecular function: zinc ion binding; nucleic acid binding. NCBI's taxonomy places the organism in Eukaryota, Viridiplantae, Streptophyta, Magnoliopsida, Brassicales, Brassicaceae. The record is from RefSeq and is a predicted model, not a curated record. The transcript has 2 exons. The coding region runs from base 137 to 1591 and encodes 484 amino acids.